Messenger RNA from Toxorhynchites rutilus septentrionalis, 1038 nucleotides. RefSeq names its product PAX-interacting protein 1-like. The record is from RefSeq and is a predicted model, not a curated record. Bases 1 to 1038 code for a protein of 345 amino acids. Lineage: Eukaryota; Metazoa; Arthropoda; Insecta; Diptera; Culicidae. The transcript has a single exon.
AUGUCUCAACCAAGCCUGCCUGUCACCCAGCAGCAGCAACAAAGCCACUCGAGCGCGAAGAAUAAACCAUUCGAAAUUGUGCCAGCACCAACCGGUGCACGUACCUCACCUCUUGCGAACCCAAAAGAACCAAGUCCGAAGAUUUCUCUCGGACCAUCGUCAUCCAGCUCAUCCGCAUCGAGUUCCAAUGGGACGGGAUCGAAUCCCAAUUCUCUUCUCGAAACGGGUCUUUUGCUUGCAAACCUCCAAAAAGCAAAUCCACUACUGGUUGCUAGUAUACUAUCUUCUUCGGGUCUGUCGAAAGCAUCCAUCCCUGGGUUAACUCAGCUAUUGGGCACAUUGACGGAACAAUCUCCCACCCCGCCUAAGAAAGCUCCGCGACGGAGAUCAAACUCUCAGUUUCAAGCCGCACCUCAACACAAUCGUCAACCAUCUCCCAUGCAUCAGCAGCACCAGCAGCAGAUCCCUCAACCUCAACUUCAAAUGCCAAUGUUCCAACCCCCACAAAAAUCAUCCCCAUCCCCGCAGCAUCCACCCCCGUCGGAUUCUCCCUCGCCCCAUUCGCUCAGCCAGCAGAUCAAGCUCCUUCAGCAGGUCCAAAUGCAGCAGCAGCAGAAACUUCUGAUCGAACAGCAGCAGAAAGCAGUUCUCGAGCAGCAACAGAAGGCUGCCCAGGAGCAAAAGCGCAUCCAAGAGCAGAAGCAAAAACAGGCGCAGAUGCUCGCGCAGUUGCAGGCACAGCAAAAAGCGCAAUCGGCGGCAGCUGCGGCUGCUGCUGCUGUCGCUGCUCAAUCUUCCCCCGCAAUCACAGCUAACACUCGGGCACCAGUGACACCGAAUCAAACGUCCUCCUCCUCCUCCUCCUCCUCGGCCACAGCAUCACUCGCCAGCGGAUUUCCCUUCGAUCCGCUCUAUCUAUCGGCGAUCUAUGCCAAUCCUAGUCUGUACCUCCAGGCACUAAGUCCGGAACAGUUGCUGCAGUUCUAUAAGAAUCUUCCCAGUGUAACCGGUAUCGCGCCGCCCAGCAGCAAAAGCUAG